GAGCUAUAAUGUAGAUGUACUGAACGGCAGAACGCUAAACGUUGUUGUUUUGAAAUGCUCGACCAUUUAAAAAAAGGUCAAAUUAAAAUAAAACGAGUGCAUGGUGGAGAUUUCCCAAACUACAAUAAUAAUAAUAAUUUGUGAUUUGAAGUGACAACAUUACGUUAUGUUUGGCAUAUUAAAGUACUAGUAAUGUGGGGAGAAAUCGAGCCACACACCAAACCCAGAGAGGGUGAAAACAACUCUGUGACAGGCGCGCAAUCACCAAAUUCUCCAAGUCUAAUGAAGACACAACUGUGGGGGGAAAUCGAGCCAUUCCCCAAACCCAAGAGAAGGAGCUCGGAAGCAGAUGAGAGAUGCUCAGACUCUCCAGAUAUACAGACAGAGAAGAAAGAAAGAAAAGAAAUCUUUGGAGGAAUCAACCCUCGCACCAGAUGUCCUCCAGAGGAUGAUCGAAACACACAGGUGAAGGUUGAGACAGGUGAAGGUUGCCCAGACUCUCCAAAUCUACAGGAUGAACCAUCUAGCUGUGUCAAUGCAAUGAUAGAGGCUAUAUCAGACAGUGGGAGUCCAGUUAAAAGUCAACAGCUUGGUGAACCAGACCUAACUCUGGAGGAGAGGAAGAAGGUCUUAAUGGAUCAGUACAGAUCCAAACCCUUAGUGUUUCUGGAGCGCUAUCAGGCACAUCUGAAGCCAGAGCACACAGAGGCUUUCUCUCACCUGAGCGGCGACUGCAGGGUGCAGUAUUACUGCAAGGAAAUUCAGAAGCGGACGUCUAGCACGACCGUCCGGACAAGAAUCCGUAACCAUCGCUACGCAGCUCUCCGUGCACUUCAGAAGGAGGGCCAGUAUUUUAGCGAGGAACAGAUGCGCGUACGAGAUCCGCUGCUGUACGAGCAGUACAUCGGACAGUACCUCAGUGAAGAGGAGAUCUUCGAGCGCUCAGAAGAGUCCAUGAGGAACGGGCCAAAGGGACUGGCCGACCUGCUUAUCAACUCCUACCAAGAAAAACUGAUCCAGAACCGCCUGGAGGAGGAGCAGGAGAGGGAGCAGUGUGCAGAGGAGGAGUCUGAUGAAGAAGAUUGUGAUGAGCCCAGACAGGCCGAGUGGGAGCCAAAUGAGGAUGAGAAAGCCAUGCUGAGAGAAGAAUUCUUGAGUCAAAUGCAUCAGCGAUUCCUGGAUGGCAAAGACGACUUCAACUACAGUGAAGUGGAUGAGAACCCAGAUUAUGAUAAUCUGGAUAUUUUAAAUCGGGAUGCAGAGGAGCGUUAUUUUGAUGACGACGAGGAAGAGGCUAUGAUGCAGUAGCUAGAAUCAGAUCAGAAUCUCAAUAGAUUUCCUGUCAAUUCUAGAAAACCUGUCCUUUGUCUUUGUAUUUGGUUUAUGUAAAUUAAAGAAAUAAGCACUAAAUUGUCUUUAAUAAAAGAGAACUAUUUUUC
This is a messenger RNA of Triplophysa rosa, 1439 nucleotides long. It is a transcript of the gene ccdc97, whose product is annotated as coiled-coil domain containing 97. NCBI's taxonomy places the organism in Eukaryota, Metazoa, Chordata, Actinopteri, Cypriniformes, Nemacheilidae. The coding region runs from base 193 to 1308 and encodes 371 amino acids. The transcript is spliced from 7 exons. The record is from RefSeq and is a predicted model, not a curated record.